Molecule: messenger RNA, 309 nt
Organism: Medioppia subpectinata
Lineage: Eukaryota; Metazoa; Arthropoda; Arachnida; Sarcoptiformes; Oppiidae
Source: the annotation of a GenBank genome assembly
AUGGUAAGUCCGCAGGAAAUAUACACCAAAUCUGCGACCAAAUCAGUUGCCAUCAAAACCGUAGACCAAAGUCAUCGACAUCUAUUCAAGUCGGCGAAAGAGAAGACAUUCGCCAACGAAGAGUCGUUGCCAUCACUACCGGUGCCCACACUUCGGCCAACACUGGACUGUUAUCUGGACUCAGUUCGUGCCAUCGCUGGUGACCAACAGUACGAGACGUCGGCGGAGAUGUGUCGCCGAUUCGAGGCCGGCGUCGGACAAACGCUUCAACACAUGUUUGAGAAACGGACACAAAAUAGCAAGAAUUGG